AUUUGGAAUACUAAACUGUGAUCUGUGAAUCUUCAAGAAUUUCAACAUGUUACUUCUGUCUUGUUUUCUUCUACUUUUGGCUCAUUCAGGUGCUGAGGAAAGCGUGGGAUCGAAGAAAUUUCGGGACUUUUUACAAGAAUGGCCCACACCCGGUACAGGACCUUAUUUUGACACAACUAUAAAUUCCAAUAUAACUGGUCUCGUUGGUAAAACCGUUUUACUUCAUUGCAGAGUGAAAAACUUGGGAAACCGAACUGUUUCUUGGGUUCGUCAUAGAGAUAUCCAUCUUUUAACUGUAGGAAGAUAUACAUAUACGUCCGAUCAGCGGUUUGAAGCUGUCCACACUCCUCAUACGGAAGAAUGGACGCUCAGAAUACGCUAUCCACAGAAGAAAGAUUCUGGUAUUUAUGAAUGUCAGAUUAGUACGACGCCACCAAUUGGACAAUUUGUUUUCCUAACUAUUGUAGAACCUAUAACGCAAAUUCUUGGUAGUCCGGAGCUGUUUAUCAACAUGGGCUCAACGAUCAACUUGACGUGCAUCGUACAAUACGCCCCCGAACCACCACCGAACAUUAUCUGGUCUCAGAAUUCUGAGGUGAUCAAUUUCGAUUCGCCCAGGGGAGGUAUCAGUCUGGUCACGGAAAAAGGAUUUAUAACGACAAGUCGUUUGCUGAUCCAAAAAGCAGGACAAGGCGAUUCAGGCCUUUACACAUGCACCCCGUCCAACGCGAAUACUGCCAGUGUCCGUGUUCAUAUUCUAAAUGGUGAGCAUCCAGCAGCAAUGCACCAUGGACAUGGAACAUUGACGAGUUUUUCGCAUGUUACCUUUAUCUUUAGUCUAGUACUAUUACUAAUCGUUCGCCCUCCAACGUAGCAGCUUUUUUAAAAUUCAUAGGUUAUUAUAGAUUUCAAAUAA
Molecule: messenger RNA, 916 nt
Organism: Diorhabda sublineata
Lineage: Eukaryota; Metazoa; Arthropoda; Insecta; Coleoptera; Chrysomelidae
Gene: dpr8
Product: zwei Ig domain protein zig-8
Exons: 5
Coding region: 47-874 (275 amino acids)
Biological process (GO): synapse organization
Cellular component (GO): neuron projection membrane
Source: RefSeq, a predicted model, not a curated record